AUGAUUAGUGCGUAUCAGCCAACCAAUGCAACGACAACACGCAUUCAACUCGCUUCGAUGCCACAAUUGGCCGAGGCGACAACCAAGCAAGAUGACUGGACUGGAACCAAAGAUGCCGCAGCACGCAGACGGGCACAGACUAGACUCAGCACAAGGGCAUACCGAAAACGCAAAGCCCUAGCAAGCAAGGCCGCAGCGCCCAAUUCCACCGCUAGGGCAAUGACUAAAUCAGAAGCGCUAGUAGAUUGCUGGGAUAUCGAUCACCAAUCAGUCUGCACAGUCCCGGCAUCCCGUAUCAAACAACUGUACAAUUCAAGAGAUCCCUUGCUACCGAAAAAUCCUAGAAAGGAGAAGCUUGAGAUCCUAUUCCCUCUUUGUCCAGACCACCUCAUCACACUCCUCCAGUACAACGCCCUCCGCGCCCUAGCCGUCAACCGCUCUCUCAUCUCGGGCAUCCUCGUCACGCCACUCGACUGCGAUAAGGAAAUUAUCCACGUCGUCCCUUAUCCUACCAAGCCCGGACUAGUCCCUUCAGCGCUUUUGCCCACCACCCUUCAACAAACGGUGCCACACGGCGACUGGAUCGACCUCUUCCCGAGUCCCGAGGGACGAGAUCGCUUGAUACGGGCCAUCGGGGCCUUCGAUGAGGACGAGCUGUGGGCUGACUGUAUUGGCGGACUAUACGAGGGAUUUCCAGACGAUGAGAUCAAGCGACGCGGCAUCAUUGCAUGGUCGCCACCCUGGGAUAUUACAGGAUGGGAGAUGUCGGAAGGAUUUCUGAAGAAGUGGGGUUGGAUAUUUCAAGGUUUGCCAGGAGCGUUAGAGGCGACGAAUCGAUGGCGGAUACAGAGAUGCGAGGAGCCGCUUAUUCGUGAAGACUGCACAGCACAUGCAAUUAUGUGA
Messenger RNA from Penicillium pulvis, 903 nucleotides. Its product is annotated as DUF3425 domain-containing protein. The coding region runs from base 1 to 903 and encodes 300 amino acids. Lineage: Eukaryota; Fungi; Ascomycota; Eurotiomycetes; Eurotiales; Aspergillaceae. The record is from RefSeq and is a predicted model, not a curated record. The transcript is spliced from 3 exons.